ACAGUGCUUGCGGUCUUUCGAGUCUAAAAAAUAAUAAUUUAUAUUCUUUGACAUUAACUGAUUGUGAUACUGAUAUAUGUAUGUGCAUGUUGUACAUAUAAAUGCUUUCUGUUGUUAAGUUUAUUAUUAGUGUUACCUAUUUUGUUCAGUGUUAUUAGUUAUUACAUGUGCCUUGGCUAAAUAUCAUUGGCCAUCAAGCGGGGUAAUGUACCCAGUACUACAGACACCCUUUUGCAAGUGAGAAAUCUGGGGUACUUCUGAGACACUGGCAGUUAAAGAUUCGGCGUUUCUUGUAGAAUCACACUCCUUUACUUCCAUUCCAUAUUAAAAUUUUCACACUGUAAAUUUUGUGUUUUUUAAAAACAUCAAUAAAAAUUAUGUGAUCUAUUAUAUACUUCAGGUCAGAUGACGCCUAUAUCAAACACUAAAAUAAAACAGUUCCACAAGAUCACAUAAUUUUGGCUGUAUGUCUAACUAUAUCCUAUUAUUUAGAUAAAACUUUUUAUAUUAGCAAGCAAAUUAAAAUAACCCAACUUGUGAGUGUACAAACAUUAAUUAGUUGGUUAUAGGGUUCCAUACCCAAAAGAACUCCGCUGUCCGCCCGUCUGUCUCUCACCAGGCUCAAUCACAUGAACCGUAUUUGAGACAGUUGAAAUUUUUACUUCUGAUGUAUUUCUGUUAUUGCUAUACUAUAACAACAAAUACUAAAAAGUAUGGAACCCUCGGUUGGCGAGUUCAACUCGCACUUGUCACGCUUUUAUUUUUAUUUUUAAAUAUCUUUGUAUUGUCAAUUAUGUAUGGGUGUUGUGAAAUUACCAACACAUAUUUUGUUUAUCAUUUCAGUUACCAGGAUGGCGAUGGACCAGGAGGUUGAUGUUAAAUUAUUUAUUACAUGCCGGUUGUGCUUAAGCGAACCUGGAUCAUAUCAAAUAAUCCCUUGUAUUAAGGGGCAAAUAUACUACUGCUUUGGAAUCGAGGUUGAUCCAUUUGAUGGAUUACCCCAGUUGAUUUGCAAAAAGUGCAAGGGUAUGUUGGCUGAUUAUUAUGCUACAAAGAAUUUAUUUGUGGAGAAGCAAAAACAGCUACAUGACAAGUUGCCUAAAAAUAACAUAGAUGCACAGUCGUUGACACUUCCAAUAACUGAAAUUGUUCCGAAAGAAUCACCAGCUGUAGCAGAAGUGGCCCCUGCUGGCGAGCCGGAGAAACCAGCGGCUGCAGUUCCAGAUGUUGCUGCUAAAGUUGCUCGGCAUGAUAAUCGAAAAAAGAAGAAACCUUCAUGGAAAACAGCAUUUAACAAACACUUUGUUUGUACGAUUUGCAGCAAAAGUUUUUUAACGGAAAAGUCAAUUAAAAAACAUUCCCCGACGCACAAAAGAUUUAUUAAUAAACAUGAAAAAGUAUUUAAGAACUUUUUGACUGUGCGCUUAAAUAAAAUAGAUAAAAAGAAAAAUAGCACUGGUUGUUUACAAAAUGUAGUUAUCAAUAAAAAUAAGAUAGUUGAACGAGGCAAUAGUCAGUACCACUACUCAUUUUAUUUGAAGAAGAACUUUGAGGAAGGAAGUACACCUGAGAAUAAAGCUGAUGAAAAUGAGAAUGUGGCUAAGAGACCCCGGGAAUUUUCAAACUCUAGUGAUGACCAAAUUAUUAAAGGUAAGAAAAGAAAAACUGGUCGUCUUGAAUCAAUAAGUUCCACACAGACUGUUAUACUUGAAGAAAACAAAGAUCCCACCAACGUAGCGAACACGGACGACCAAAGCAACACUAACGAAACGGACAUCGUUACCCCUGAUUAUAUUAACGUGGAUGAUACGUCUUCCGACUGUCCGAAAAAGAAUACAGAAUUAGAAAAAAAGAGAAAAAUGCCACAACGGCGGCAAGUUAAGGUGGAAGUUGCUGAUUACAAAGCAAUCCAAAAUAUUGUGACAAUGUGCCACAAAAAUUACAUUAAGAAAGUUCAGGCAGACACUGGGGGUUUGAAUAAAUCUACAUUUUCUGAAUCUUCACUCAAACACAAAGUUUUAAGCUUAGGUAGAAAAGUAUUAAAUAAACAGGGAUUUGUUUGCACCGGCCUAUUAAGAUACAUGGAACAUAAAGAUUUAGAUAUUACAUGGACGCCUACUGCUAAUGAAAUGCAAAAAAAAGGUUCAAAUUUUGUGAGAAUUAUGACAAAAUUAAAAUCUCGUGAAGAUUCAGAAAAUGAUGAUGCGUGCUGGAAAAAUUUGCACGAUAUUUCAUUUUGUAGAGAUAGCGGUGUGGAGGCGGUGGUAGCUACUGUCCCCGAUGUGAGAAGUGAUGAUCAGGCACCACUUCAAUCUGCCCAAACUGACGAAGAUCCAUCGUUUGCUGGCCCUCCUAGUGAAUCGAGUGACUCGGCCUAUAGAAAUAAAUUGCUAAAUAAAACUCCUGUUGCCAACCCGCGGCAACUGCCUAAAAAAAACAAUAUGUCUGAAACUGAACUUGUUGUUACAACUGAUGAUGUAGCCAUGAUGCCAUCAAACUUAAUUAGCAAUGGCUUAGAAGAUGCGCAGGUUGAUGACGAUAAUAUGUGCUUGCCAAUUAUAACGUCAACUACAUCAUUAUCUGUAAAUGUUAGUGAAAAAGAAAAACAAGAAGUUCCUGUCUUAGAAAAACCAGCACCUCGUAUCAAAGUGAAGCCGGCGUCAGAGUUGAUGACGGCGAUAGCUUUAAACAACCAGGAAACAGUAAAGGACAUCUGGGCGUUUAAUGCGAUCCAAAGUAGUUUACCUUAUCAUUUAGCCAACACAACACAACACAACUCGCACAGUGCUUUUGCCUCAAAUAAUCGCACGGAUGAGCAGCGACGACAAAAUGCAUACAUAUUAUUAAAUAGCCCUCAGUUCCCCAAUACCAAAACAUUGGCGCCAUUCCAGUAUUUUAGAAAAGUCCUGCUCGUCCACGGCUUGCAGUUAUUAGACUUGAAUGAAGAUUUACCUGAACAUUUUAACUGUCUUAUCAAAUUCAGGCUAAAGCUGAAACAAGAUACUAAAAGGCCUAUUGAGGUCUUGUUGUCUUUGUACUGCUCGAAAAAAUACUUUUGUUUUUCUUUUAAAGACACUAAUUCUAAAAAGUUUGAUCCCAAUCAGUUAUCCGCAUUUUGGCAAUGGGAGUUGUUGAAAAUAUACAAAAGCGAUGUCACCGACAAAAUUUUGGAGAAUGCUAUGAAAGUAGGUAAAGAAGUACAUGAAUAUACGAAUCUUUUCUUAUGUUUACUUAAAUCUAUAAAUUUAAUUAAGGAAGCGUAGCUUUACCAAUGAAUACUCAAUUGUGAAUGACUAUUUUUAGAAGCCUCAUUGUGGAGACUUUUUUUUUAUGAUAGAAGAGGCAAACGAGCAGACGGAUCAC
Molecule: messenger RNA, 3363 nt
Organism: Cydia pomonella (codling moth)
Lineage: Eukaryota; Metazoa; Arthropoda; Insecta; Lepidoptera; Tortricidae
Exons: 3
Coding region: 798-3263 (821 amino acids)
Cellular component (GO): nucleus
Molecular function (GO): zinc ion binding
Source: RefSeq, a predicted model, not a curated record